Messenger RNA from Mangifera indica (mango), 6963 nucleotides. Its product is annotated as putative disease resistance RPP13-like protein 1. The transcript has 12 exons. Gene Ontology annotation, molecular function: ADP binding. The record is from RefSeq and is a predicted model, not a curated record. Lineage: Eukaryota; Viridiplantae; Streptophyta; Magnoliopsida; Sapindales; Anacardiaceae. Gene Ontology annotation, biological process: defense response to other organism. Bases 131 to 4366 code for a protein of 1411 amino acids.
CUUUGACGAAAAUAUCCUCUUGCUUUGAGCACUCUUCUUAUCAACAAAACUAACAACUUUCUCUUUCUUUCUCACAUUCUUCCCUUCUUGUUACAAUCUUAUAUCUUUCCUUAUUUCCAACUAUCGAACCAUGGAAGCCGUUCUUCAGCCCGUCGUCUCCGAACUCGUUGACAGGUUGUUCAAGAUAUUGGGGUCCAAUGAAGUGCAGGACUUUGCCUGGCAACUUGUUGGAGGGGUAGAUUCAGAGAUCAAAGAUCUGAAGGAGAAGUUAAGACUCAUUGGAAAUCUUCUUGGCAAAAUGGAAGACAUGCAACUGUCAGAUGAUAGCGUAAAUAUCUGGUUUGACAAUCUUCAACAUUGGGCUUAUGAUGCGGAGGACUUACUGGAUGAGUUUGCCUACGAAGCUUUGCGAUGCAAAUGCAAGGCAGAACACCAGGCUAGCUCCAGCAGAGGAUUUAGCUUUCUCUCUGCUUCUUUACCUAGUUCUUUCUUCGCUGUCCAGAUGCGGUUCAAGAUCAAAAAAAUCAAUAGCCGGCUCGAACAACACUACCAGCAAAUAUCAAAAGAACGUCAGUUGCUGGAGCUUCCUGGACUGCCACCAAACAACGUCGCUGCACUGCAAAAACCAGGGGAAACUUCAAGCGUCCCGCCUCAACAAAAGGUUUAUGGCAGAAAUGAAGAUGAAGCCGAACUAUUGAAAAUGGUGAAAAGCGGUGCCAACUUUCAAGUAAUAGCAGUUGUCGGCAUGGGAGGGAUCGGCAAAACAACAAUUGCUCGAGAAGUGUACAAUCACAAGGAGUUGGAAGAUUUCAAGUUUGAGAAAAAAGCGUGGGUGUGUGUUUCAACCACAACCACCUUUGACGUUCUCAAAAUCUCAAAGGCACUUCUUGAUGAAUUCUCGUCCUCCGUUCCAAAUAAUUUAAAUGCAGUGCAAGUUAGGCUAAAAGAGGAAGUAAGUGGAAAAAAAUUCUUGAUAGUAUUAGACGAUAUUUGGAAGGUGGAGUACAACGAAUGGGAAAAGCUCAUGUCUCCUUUCACAGCUGGUGCACCUGGAAGCAUGAUGAUCGUGACAACACGCGAUAUACAUGUUGCACAAGAAAUAAGAUGCUCUCAUACUCAUCGAUUAAGGCUUUUAUCUGACGAAGCUUGUAAGUCCUUGUUUGAGGAGCAUGCAUUUGGGACUGGUGCAAUUGCUGUUCCUAAUCAAAUUUCGGAUUCAAUUUACAAGAGAGUUGUUGAAAGGUGUGGCGGCCUACCACUGGCAGCGAAGACCCUCGGUGGUCUUCUACGCUUUAAGCAGAGCGAUUCAUGGGAAAAUAUAUUGGAAAGCAAAAUAUGGAGUAUAUAUGAUGAAAGUGAUCACAUUCUCUCGACAUUAAAGCUAAGCUAUCAUUAUCUUCCUUCGAAUCUAAAAAGAUGUUUUGGCUAUUGUGCAAAUUUUCCUCAGGAUUACGAAUUUGAGGAGAAGGAACUUGCACUUUUAUGGAUUGCGGAAGGUAUUGUUCAACCAUCAAAUAAGCAAUUGGAUGAGGCAAGUGAGUGUUUUCACAAAUUAUGUUCAAGGUCGCUUUUCCACCAAUUGAGUAGUGAUAGUUGUAAAUAUGUUAUGCAUGAUCUUGUUCAUGAUCUUGCUCAAUUGGUUUUUAAAGGAAUCAGUUUUAGAUCGGAGCAAAAUAUUGUUGAGCUGCCGGAAAAGGUUCGUUAUUUUACUUAUGAACCUGAUUAUUAUACCGGAAAAAAUAAAUUUGAAACCUUGGAAAAAGCAAAAAGUCUAAGAACAUUUUUGCCUGUGAAGCCUAAGUCAGAGUGUUAUAUAAGUGCUACUGUUAUUUUUGAUUUAUUGCCAAAGUUUGAAAUGUUGAGAGCACUAUCUUUUGAAGGAUAUCAAAUUAUUUAUUUACCUGAUUCAAUUGGUGAUAUGGUACAUCUAAGGUAUCUCAACUUCUCUUAUACUAAGAUAAGAAGUUUGCCUGAGUCAACAUGCCAGUUAUUUAACUUGCAAACUUUGCUAUUGAAAAAAUGUUCUCAUCUUAUGGAGUUACCUUCCAACAUGAGAUAUCUGACCAAUCUAUGUCAUCUUGAUAUAAGUGGUCAAAAUUCAUUGAGAGAGAUGCCAUAUGGAAUGGAAAAGUUAAAAAAUCUUCAAGUGUUGUCUAAUUUUAUUGUGGGAGAGGAUACACGUUCUUAUUUGGAAGAUUUGAGGAGUUUAAGUUUUCUUCGAGAGCUUCACAUUUCAGAAUUACAGAAUGUGACAGAUCUAAAUCACAUACAAGAGCAAAUACUAAGUAAUAAGAGCAAACUAAAAGUGUUGAUACUAGAAUGGAGAGAUCAAGUAAACUCACAAGCAACAGAUGUAGAAAUGAAUCUACUUGACAAGCUAAAGCCUCCUAUCAAUUUAAGAGAACUCACAAUCAGAGGCUAUGGUAGUAAAAGUUUUCCAUCUUGGUUAGGAGAUUUGUCAUGGCUCUCUAAUUUGCGUGUGUUUACUAUUGAAAAAUGUCCCCAACUUAUUGGAGAAGUUCCUAAUUAUUUUUCUUCAUUAGAAAGAUUUGUUAUUAAGGAUUGUCCAAGGUUGGUGGUCUCAUUAUCAAAUUAUCCUAUAGGUUGCAAAUUAGAAAUUAAUAAUUGUAAAGGAAUGGUAUGUAAUGAUGGUUCAAUUGAUUUUGAGAAAUUGGAUUCUAAAGAUCUUGCAAAUAUUUCGAUAGUUGAAGAUAAAUUAAAGAAAGGUUCUCAAAGAGUAGAUCGUUUGGAGAUUGUUCAUAAUGAAGAGAUUAUAGAAUCUUGGCGAAGUUUGGAAAACACCAAUUUUCUUUCCAAUAUAAAUUCUCUUGAGAUUAGUGAAUGUCAGAAUCUAAGAUCUAUUAGGAGGGGCAUGCUACCAUCAUCUCUGGAAGAAUUUGAUAUUAAUUCCUGUCAGAGUCUAACAUUCAUUGAUAGCGAUGUCUUACCUUUAUCUCUGAAAAGGCUUAGGAUUGAAGAAUGUGAAGACCUGAAAUUUUUGGAGGAUUUAAGUGUUUGUUCUCUUAUUGAGUCCAUAAAUGUUUUUGGGUGUAAAUCUCUCAAGUGCAUAUCAUUAGAUGGUCCGUUGCUUGAGACACUCAACCAUCUAGAUGUUAGACGUUGCAAAGCACUGGAAACAUUAUCACCUCGUAGAAAUGAGUACCUCCCUAAGGCACUUACAUCCAUCUAUAUUAAUGAAUGUGAAGAGCUAAAGUCAAUUGCUGAGUCCUUUGAUAAUAGCACGUGUCUUAAAAAUAUUACUUUAUGGGGUUGUGAAAAUCUUGAAUCCUUACCUUCAGGUCUACACCAUCUUCCUUGCCUUGAGUCUAUUAAAAUAUGGAAGUGUCCAAAAUUGCCGGUGACAGAAGGUGUUCCCACCAGUCUAAUAGAAGAUUUGAGCAUCUCAGACCUCCCACAACUUAAAUCUAUCUCAGACCACACCAAUCUCACCGCUCUUAAAAGGUUGGAAAUCAUUUCACUCCCACUGCUUGAAUCCAUCUCAGACCUGAACAACCUUUCCUCUCUAAAAUGGUUGCAAAUCCACAAUCUCCCACAGCUUGAAGUAAUUUCAAAUCUCAGCGGCCUCACCUCUCUUACAAAGUUGUACAUUAAGGAAUGCCAAAAGCUCAAAUCAAUUCCAAGUCUCAGCGGCCUCACCUCUCUUGAAAGUUUGGAAAUCCGUGAUCUCCCACAGCUUGAAUCAAUUCCAAGUCUCAGCGGCCUCACCUCUCUUGAAAGUUUGGAAAUCCGUGAUUUCCCACAGCUUGAAUCAAUUCCAAAUCUCAGCGGCCUCAUCUCUCUUGAAAGUUUGCAAAUCAUUGAUCUCCCACAGCUUGAAUCAAUUCCAAAUCUCAGCGGCCUCAUCUCUCUUGAAAGUUUGCAAAUCAUUGAUCUCCCACAGCUUGAAUCAAUUCCAAAUCUCAGCGGCCUCAUCUCUCUUGAAAGUUUGGAAAUCAUUGAUCUCCCACAGCUUGAAUCAAUCCAAGAUCUGAGCAACCUCUCCUCUCUUACAGAUUUCAUAAUUUCCAAUUGCCCAAGGAUCAAAUUAAUUCCAAGUCUGAGCAGCGACACCUCUCAUGAAAAAUUCUACAUUGAGGAUUGCCCAAACCUCAAAUCCAUUCCAGAUCUUGGCAACUUCAAAGAUUUAUCAAUUAUAAAAUGCCCAAAACUCAAAUCCCUACAAACCCUGCCAUCCUCACUUCAGUCUUUAUAUAUUACAGAUUGUCCACUGCUUAUAAAACGAUGGAAAAGUGUUAGGGGAAAAUAUUCCUCAAAGAUUGCUCAAAUUCCUAAAGUUGUAAUAGAUGGCAAAUUCAUCUAUAAUUCAAAGGAGUACGAAGUUGUUUAUCCGAGCUUCUUUCUCUAAUUUUCCUAAUGGCACAGAUACAUCUAAUUCCAUCAAAGGUGAUGGUCAAUAAGAAUCUCUCAAUUAUAGUUUGUCCAGGACUGCUAUGCUUAGAUUCAAUGUUGUAGAAAUCAUCGGAAAGGCUUAAAAUUUUCAUUCUCUAACUUCAUAUAUUUGACUAUAACAAAAUUAUGAGCUAUCAACAAUAUUCUCAUAUUGAAGUUUACUAAGCAAGAAGCAAGUAAAAAAUAUUUCUCUAGUUUCAGAAGUAGAGGAUGGCAUUUUGAUCUUAUAAAUUGAAAGUGGUUCCUCUGUUUCAAAACUUCUCUACUUUGUCAUCUCAUAGAUUGUCUCAACUUUUGUGGUUCUAAGGUAAUCAAAAGUAAGCAAUCUCUGCAAUUUUUUGAUAAAAACAUAAGCUAAAGAUCCUUGCUACUUUCUUUUCCAAAUCUGGGUCUACUAUUUUCCUUCUGAUUCAUUUUUCUUCAGGUACCACUGUCUCCAACUUAGACAAGCAACUGUUAGAACCUAAUCCUGGCAUGUCUAAGUUUUCCGGAACUAAACUUACUGCAUGUCUGCUUGCUGAAAUUCCAAUACUGAGAUUGUAUCUUCUAGCUGUUGCAACGGUUAAUCAAGCAGCAUUUUUCCUGCUUGUGUGUAUGGUAUUUUUAUUGUUAUGUCAUUGUUUUUGUUUAUGGCAAUGACAUAUUGUGAAAUGCAUCAUUAUUAAUCUAUGGUUUACACUUUAUAGCUCAUUUAAGGAAUCAUUAUUUACUUUCUCUUUGCAAACAACACUAUGCAGGAUCCGCACACUUAAAUUAACAUUGCAGAGAUUGUUGUAGGGCUUAAAGUUUUCCUCCUCCAACUUCAUAUAAGCAUAUUUAAACUUUCAACAAGAUCAAAAGUUAUUUCUGCUUCACACAUCUAAUUGCAUAUUAUGUACCCUACUCUUGCAUUUGGACAUGGAGUCCACCAAAUGUUGAGCAAAACGAAGUAAUGGACCUCUAUAUAUCCUGCUAAAGUAGUAUGACCAGUCAAUGCUCAUAUAACAAAGCUCAUGAGGCGAAUAUUGAAAGAAUUUCGAGAUGAAAUCGACACAACUUUAAGAGAGCUCCGUGUCACCUUUGAUAAGAGACUCGAAUAAGAAGUUCAACUUAUGACAUUUUUACAAUAGCUUGUGAUCAAUCAAUUUCUAUUGUGGUGAUCUAGUAGCAGAGUUUGAAAGUUAAGUACACAAACAGCAACACGGCUACAGAAAUGGAGCAAUUUGCUUUCUGCUUGGAGGUUUGAAGCCUUGUUUUGUGUGGAUGUUGGUUCUUCCUCUCCACAUGUUAGAAGACUUUGCUGCUACAUCCAGGUUUAUGGCUUUCUUGGAGCAAGAUGAUUACUUUCCCUACUGUUCCUUCACGAAUGUGUCUGAAUUUAUGGCUGCCUUUUCACUUCUGGAGGAAUUUUCUGCUGCUGAACUUGUAGUUCUUGUUGGUUUGCUCUUAGCUGGUGCCAUGACUAAGCAAGAUGAUGUUGGUUAAUUUCCUCUACAAUUCUGGUCCAGCUACAAUCAGUUUGCAGUUUCUUUUUCUCGCUGUGCGAUAUUAUUUUUUGCCUUUCAGUUUGGAUGGUCUCUACUGCUGUUUUGUGUUUGAAGUUGACUGCCUGGUGCCGAGGUGUCUUUCUGUUUUCAUAAAUUUAUUGGUAACCGAAGAAACUUUUUCAGCUUAGGAAAAUUCCAAUAUUUGAGAUUCUAAAUAAAGUAAAUUCUUCAUUUCUUGUUUCAUUUUUCAAUUCCUGAGAGAACCUUUCAACAACUGAUUAGAUAAUCUUAUGAUUUGUCUUUUUUGUGAGUUUUGAAUUCAGGGGAGGAACAUUUAGAGGCAGAAGUUGAAAUAUUUUCCAUCUAAUUGAUUUGAAGCUUAUCUUGUGCAAUUUAGGACCCCUAUAUGCGUGGAUUCAGUGUUGCAAGAAUCAUUGGAAAGGCUUAAAAUUUUCCUUCUCUAACUUCAUGUGAAUCUUAAAAUAAUUUCGAGAUGAAUUCCACACAACUACAAGAGAGUUACGUGUCACUUUGAAUGAAAGGCUCAAAUAAGAUAUUCAGCUUAUGACAUUUCUGCAAUAACUUAAACUACGAGUAAAAAUCUCUAAAAUCACAUCUUAAAUACUUUGGAGAUCAAAAGGUGUUCUGCUUGUAUAAUUUACAGGAUUUGAUAAGUUCCAAUCCUUACUAACUUAACUAAACAGUCUCAUAUCCCUUAAAAAAGGGAAGACAAGGCAAGAAAUCUCUUGAAGCAAAUUGAUGAGAUUAAAACACAUUACAUUGCUUCAAAUAUUUGUGAUAUGGUUACAGGGUUUGAAAGUUAAGAACACAAACAACAGCACGAGUGCAAAAAAGGGAGAAAAUAUAAAGAGUUUUGAAGAAUAAACCACUAGAUCAUUGCUUCACAAACUUAGGCCUCACCGUGUACCUAUGACAUCGUAAACUUAAUGUGAUGAUUAGAGGAAUGUGAUGCUGGUAGUGCAACAAUGUAGGUAAAGGAAAUCUACUGAGGCAGCAUGACAUCAGUUCCAAUUGUGAUAAGACAUUUCCAAAUGAAUAAAAAUUCUUGUAAAUUUUAAGAUUUUUA